Molecule: messenger RNA, 2194 nt
Organism: Polypterus senegalus (gray bichir)
Lineage: Eukaryota; Metazoa; Chordata; Cladistia; Polypteriformes; Polypteridae
Product: tripartite motif-containing protein 16-like
Exons: 6
Coding region: 45-1691 (548 amino acids)
Molecular function (GO): zinc ion binding; protein binding
Source: RefSeq, a predicted model, not a curated record
UCUAUUCUUCCGAAAUCUGUCAUUUGACUUUUCUCAAAAACAUAAUGGCAGAAGGAGGUAUUCGUGGCUCAAAAGAUCUUUUUUCCUGUUCAGUAUGUCUGGAAAUCUUGAGCGACCCUGUCUCCAUUCCAUGUGGACACAAUUUCUGUAUGAAGUGUAUUACCAGCUGCUGGGAUUCUACCGAUGUGUACAGCUGUCCUCAGUGCAGAGAGACCUUCACUUCAAAGCCGGACCUGCGCAGAAACACCCUGCUGGAUGAAGUUGUGAAGUCAGUAAACUCAACUAAACUAUUUUUACCUCAACGUUAUGCUGGAUCUGUUGAUGUGGAAUGUGAUUUCUGUACUGAAAAGAAGCUCAGAGCUGUGAAGUCCUGCCUCACUUGUCUGGUUUCUUUCUGUGAGACACACAUGCAGCCCCACUUCGAAAUUGCUGCACUUAAAAAACAUAAACUGAUUAAUGCAAGUAAAAACCUGCAGCAAAAGCUCUGUGCACAACAUGAGAAAACAGUGGAAGUGUUUUGUAAAUUGGAUCAGACCUGCAUUUGUUUGUUGUGCAUGCUGGCUGAACAUAAGGGUCAUGAGAGUGUGGAGCUGGAAACCGAGCGAGCUGAGAAACAGACUCAGAUGUCAACAACUCUGACAGAAAUCCAGCAGAGAGUUGCAGAGAGAAAUAAAAAGGUAGAGGAGAUGCAGAAGGCUGUAAAACGAAUUAAGAACUGUGAAGAAACAGAAAUAACUGAAACUGAGAAGAGCUUUGGUGAUCUGAUCUGCACCAUUGAGGAAACCCAGAAGAAGGUGACUGAGAGUAUUAGAAAGCAAGCAAAGAGAGAAGUUGAGCGGGCUGAAGGAAUUAUUGAACAAUUGGAAGAAGAGAUUGAGGAGCUGAGGAGAAGACAUGCUGAGCUGACUGAUCUUUCGGGGACAGAUGAUCACAUCUACUUCCUUCAGACAUUCCCAUCAGUGUGCAUUCCGCUUCAAGAUGACGUUCUCCCAGAUAUCACUGUAAGUACAGACUUUCGUUCUGAAGAAUUGAUGGAAGAAUUAUUCAGAUUAAAUGAAGGUAUGGAGAAGAUCAGCAAGUGGGAGGGAAAGCCAGUAAUUGCAAAUCCAUCAUGCAUUCAAGGUCUGUCAGAGUCAUGGAACAAAGAUGACUUUAUGAAAUAUCACUGUCAGCUCACAUUGGACCCUAUAUCAGCACACACAAAUCUCUGUUUAUCUGAGGAGAAUACAGCGGUGACAUGGGAAAAAGAUAAGCAAAUCUACUUACAUAGCCCACACCAGUUUGACUCCUGCUAUCAAAUUCUGUCUAAAGAAGGACUGUCUGGAAAUCGCUUUUACUGGGAAGUGGAGUGGAGUCACACUGUCGAAAUUGGAGUCACAUACAAAGGAAUCGGCAGAAAAGGAGAUAAUGAUGAGUGUUGUCUUGGCUGUAAUGAUAAGUCAUGGAGUUUGUUUUGCUGUUCUACACAUACCUCGGCAUGGCACGAUAACGAGGAGACUGAAUUAAACGCAGAAGCCGGUAAAACAAUUGGUGUGUAUUUGGACUGGCCUGCUGGCAUUCUGUCAUUUUACGAUAUUUCUGAUACCAUGACUCUCCUUCACAGUUUUAAGGCUAAUUUCACUGAACCACUGUAUCCUGCAUUUCGGCUUUGGGUUUAUUCCCCAACCAUAAAAAUCUGUGCUCCAGAAUAAAAAGUUUAAUUCAGCAUUUUUAAGAUUGUUCUCUUAAAUUUUAAUUUAGGUUUCUGCUGUAAUAUUGGAGUGUUUCAGAAGCAGGAAUGUUGUAAAUGUUGAUGAAUUUAACAAGCAUUAUUGGGAUUCUGAGAGUCAUCAUAUUAUUGGUUAUAAAGAGAUAGCACAUUUAAUAGAAAAAAAUUGUAGACAAUUUGUAGUGUUAUGUAUUUUAUUAUUUUUCUACCCUGAAUGCCUGUCUACUGUAUCCAGUCCUCUUUUUUGAUUACUUUAAUCUCCAGUCCACCACCUUCCAUACUUUUUUCUUAUUUUUUAUUUACUAACAAGAAAUUGUUAUCAUGAAAAUAACAGUUAUAUAUAUUCUGCCUUUUAUUGUUAUCCUGCUUGGGUGGAUUUAUCUUGUUGUAUGUUUAGCAAUGUACAGCUUAGCUGAUGGCUUUCAAAUUAUUUAACAUUGUAAACUCUCCAUAGUCCAGGUAUAAUUAAAGCUCUUGAUGAUCUGU